AGUAAGUUUAAAGCAAUGUGAAAGUAAGAAGAAGAGAAGGUCGCUGCUGAAAGAACAUCAGGAGGGUGGGAUAUCUGUGUGUGUGUGUGUGUGUAUAUAUACAGUAAAACAGAGAGACGGGUAAACAGUGGGAUAAUAUUGAUGAAGUGAUUUAAGUGGAGAUGAGUCCAACAGUGAUUCUUCUAGCUGUGGUGGGCUUCAGUUUUCUGUCCUCGUGUAACUCUGCUGACGAUGAGACAAGCCUGGUCAUCACAACACCUGAUCUCUUUCAGGCACAAGAGUUCAAUGAGGAGGCGGUUUUAGGUCGAGGGGACACUCCUGACAUCAUUGAACCUGAACCAACCACUGCCGUCUCAGAUGUCGAGAGCACCUACAACUACAUCUUGUCUAGACUGGCAGCGAUGGAUCAGGCCAUACACAGACUUAAUGUGGGACACUACACGUUAGAUGUUAAAGUAUUACAGCUGAUGGAGAAAAUGACACGCCUUGACAGCAGACUGGGCGACACAGAGGACGCCAUACAACAGGUCUCGUCUUACUGCAAGGACAAUCGUAAAGAGAUCGGACGACUAGAGGGUUGCCAAAAAGGCCGUAAAAUGGGGUACAAAUGCGUUCUGGUAUACCGGGUGUACGCAACCUACGCAGAAGCAUCUCAGAAGUGUCAGGAGCGAGGUGGACGCAUGGCCAUGCCUCGAGACCGUAAGGAGCAGGAAGCUUUAGCCGAGUAUGUGAAAUCCGUUAUUCCUGGAAAUUGGCCCGUGUGGCUCGGGAUCAACGACCAGCGUUCAGAAGGACUUUAUUUGUUUGAGGACACUACUCGUGUCACUUACUUUCAGUGGAGGAAGCACUUUUUGUCAAGCCAGCCAGAUGGCGGGAAACGAGAGAACUGUGUAAGCAUGGCCUCAGAUGAUGGAGACUGGUGGGACACUUACUGCGACAGACGCAUGUAUUACCUAUGCGAGUUUGAUGUCUGACUUCCACAAAUUCCCAUAUGGAUCAGCUCUGUCCUACAUGAGAUUUUUGUAUAAAGAGCAGCUUUUCACUGUUUCAUAUAUCGUUGUUGCACACAGUAUUUGGACCAGCAGAUUUAAAGGGGUCCUGAACUGCCUUUUUAUUUUAUACUGUUCUCCGAGGUCCAUUUAUAAUGUUACCACGAUUGUGACAUAAAAACAGUAAUUUAGCUGUAUAGGCUAUUUUCUGUCCUGUUUUGACCCCCUCUCAUCAGAAUGCUCAAUUUGAAUAGGCACGGCAGACUGUAGACUUUAUUUAUAAAUAAACACCCAGUGGUAUGAUUGGCAAACAGUUUUAUUGGCUGACAGCCUUCAUCCUUCAAACGCAUAAAUACUCAGCAUAUAUCAAACGAUCUGUAACAACAGACAAAGCUAUAGUAAAGGCAACUCUUAGCAAUGCUUUUAGCAAAUCUAAAAAAAUGUUACUCACGCUUGUCUGUUGCGACAGUACUGUCAGAUGCAAUAUAGCAGGCACAGUGUCGGCUUAAGGGCUCGUUCUAGUCGUGCGUAGGUCCUACGGCGUAGGUUCCGGGUCGGUUUUCAUUUAUACUUUUGCGUCGUCGUCCGCGUCGACGUGCAAACACACGCGCAGACCGCUGGUAGGCAGUAACCACGCAUGUAACCACAGUAGCAGCACAAAAGUGAAAGAAGAAGAAGCUUAGCAAGUUAACCCCCAAACGAAGAAGAAACAGCAACUUGUUGUGUAUAAUUUGAGAAGACCAGCAAUGAUGGGAGUAAAUAAACAAAGACUUUUGAUGCAGUUUGAGUUAAAUCACUCCUCAACUUGGCUCAUCUUUGUUUUCACCGUCACAAACGGAAAUACCUAUGACGCAGUUUUUUUACCUGAUGGGGGGUUCUGGUGGACCAAUCACUAGUGAUGGUCGUUUUCGAAGCACUGCUUCGUGAGGCUUCGAAACAUUUACGAAUCUUUUGUUUCGAAUCAGUGGUUCGGAGCUUGUUUAAAACUGGCCAAAGUCACGUGAUUUUAGCAAACGAGGCUUCAUUACGUCAUAACUGUUUCGAAACGUUUCGAAAAUCCGAUGGUUCACCACUAGGGGGAGUUGAUCACAUGACCAGUGUCUAAUAAGUUUAGGUGAACUCGGGUCAGUUUUAUUAUGAAAAUUCAUAAAACAUUCAUCUUUCUGACUAAUAACACUGCCAUGUUGUCUACUUUUUGUGCAUAGACAGAUUUAAUGACAAAAAUGUGCAUAAUUAAAAGGGUAGUUAGUUUUAUUCAUUUGUUUGCCCUAAAUAAAACUAAAAACACAUAAUACACUUUUAACUAUGUCUUAAUUAAGUUAAAUAAUUGUUUUAACAUAUUUUAAUAAAAAUCUUGCUAUUAUUUUGUAAAAAAAAAAAGUGUAAAAUGUUUGGACACAUCUGCUUAUACACUUUUUUGACCAGCAGGGGUCGCCAAUGUGUGUGGGUUUCGAACUGCUUCGAAAAACUGAAUCAAUUUUCGAAGCAAUUGGUUCAAUUGAUUCGAAGCUUCGAAAAGCUUUGUUUCUCCCAUCACUACCAAUCACAGCGCUUACGGUCCGCGUAGAUCUGACGCGCUUUAAAACAUUUUGUGAGGUGCGCGUCAGGCUACGCAGAGCUACGCACUUUUUAGACCCCUAUAAAGUCCGAUUUAUGGUCGUGCGUAAGCUCUACGCCGUUGGUUAUCCGUAGCCUGAAGUGCACCUCACAAAAAUGUUAACAGCGCGUAAGUUCUACGCGCACCGCAAGCGCUGUGAUUGGUCCACCAGAACCCCUCCCGUCAGGUAAAAAAACUGCGUCAUGGGUAUUUCCGUUUUGUGUCGGUAAAAACAAAGAUGAGCCAACUUGAGGAGUGAUUUAACUCAAACUGCAACAAAAGUCGCCGUUUAUUUACUUUCAUCAUUGCUGGUCUUCUCAAAUUAUACACAAGAAGUUGUUGUUUCUUCUUCGUUUGUGGGUUAACUUGCCAAGCUUCUUCUUCAUUGACAGUCGCGCUGCUACUGUGGUUACACGCGUGGAUACUGCCUACCAGCGGUCUUGUGCGUGUGUUUGCAGGUCAACGCGGACGACGACCCAAAGUAUAAAAGAAAACCGACGCCGAACCUACGCCGUCGCGGCUACACCGUUGGACCUACGCACAACUAUAACGAGCCCUUAACUCUUUCCCUGCCAUUGAGGAGUUAAUUCGUCAAUUAAGAGAAAUGAUUCCCUGCCAAUGACGUGUUUUCUGGCAAUCCUUAUUUCCGAUAUUAUCCACCAGGUGGUUCUCUUACCCAACUUAUAAAUCGGGAAGUAUUCCCUUAGGGCAAACACUUCAAACUCUGUGUAUGUUUUGAGGAUCGCUAUGAAUCUGAUCUUUAUCAAAAGUCCUUCACAAAAAUGUAAUUAUCUCAAAAUUUUGUAUUUUUGAAGAAACCUUCCCAUAUUUGAGAGGUGAUAAAAAGAGAACAAAUGAAGGUCCUGUUUGUUUGAAAGCAGAGUGUCUGUUCUUUCAUUUGAUAUAUUGUAUGUUUUAUAUUUAAAGAACAUUAUUUUCUGGAAGGCAUUCAACUUUUGUGAAAAUCAUAAAAAAUGCAGGAGCUGGGUGGCAACUUUUUUUAAAUAACACUGGCGGGAAAAGAGAUAAAGUGACUUGAAAUUAUUGUUAUUAGUAAUAACAGAAAAGUUUACAACAUACAGAACUACUUGUCUAAUCCUUAACGGUUGCAUUAUUGCUGAUGUAGACGUUUCUCAAAACUGAAAUGAAAAUGUGUUUUGAUGUUCUUCUGAAAAUUUGAAGAAUUAUACUUUGUCUUUUCAGCCCUCUGAAGUGUCUGUUACUAACUAUUGAACCAGGUUUAAAGUGAUCUGUGCUGAAAGGUUGUUAAAAAAUAUUUGUUCAGUCUUUAGUCUGGUUAAAAUCCAGCCUUUUAUUCAACACGGACUUCAAUUCAAAAAUUCUAACAAAAAUCAUAUCUUUUUCUAAACAUUUACAUUCCAUUUACAAACCUUCAUAUUAUCUAGAUUUUACAGUAGUUAAACAACUUCAUUCAUACAUUGAUUUAAUUCAUGUAAAAUUGUAAAUCUGUCAAAUAAAAGCAGUUAAUAAAUCUCAUUUGAUAUAAUCAUGA
Messenger RNA from Paramisgurnus dabryanus, 4099 nucleotides. It is a transcript of the gene clec11a, whose product is annotated as C-type lectin domain containing 11A. Gene Ontology annotation, molecular function: growth factor activity. NCBI's taxonomy places the organism in Eukaryota, Metazoa, Chordata, Actinopteri, Cypriniformes, Cobitidae. The record is from RefSeq and is a predicted model, not a curated record. Gene Ontology annotation, biological process: ossification.